AUGGUCGGCCGCCAAACCCCCUUCCUACUGGCCUGGUCACUCACCCACAGAGGGUUUGACAGUCCAAGAUGGACUCUGUCCAUCAAACUAAGACCAGAGUUAGGAGUUGAGUGGAGAAUAAAGUGCUGUUUUUUGGUAACGAAUGCCUCCUCUGAUCCUUCAGCCAUCUGCCAACUCUUCCUCAUGAGGUCCUGCAGGAGGCCAACACCUCACUGGUCUGAAGCUGUCCUCCUGAACAUCGUGUUGUCCUUCUUCUCUCUGAUCACAGCAGUUCUAAACCUCCUCAUCAUAAUCUCAGUCUCCUAUUUCAGGAAGCUCCAGAAACCUUCUAACAUCCUCAUCCUCUCUCUGGCUGUGUCAGAUUUCUUUGUUGGCUUUUUAAUCAUUCCAUUUGAACUCUUUAGAAAGACAAAAUGCUGGAUUCUCGGUAAUAUCACAUGUUUAUUUUACUAUUAUGUUGCCAUGUUGUCUGUCGGUGCUUCAACUGGGACCAUUGUUCUCAUAUCAGCUGAUCGCUAUGUGGCUAUUUGUUACCCUCUGCAUUAUCCCACCAGAAUAACCUUACCUAGAAUUAAACGCUGUGUUUGUCUCUGUUGGACCUGUGCUGCUUUCUAUGUAACUUGCUUGUUAAAAGAUGAGCUGAUUCAGCCAGGCAGGAGUAAUUCCUGCAUUGGAGAAUGUACAGUAUCUUUUGACUAUUUUGUAGGAACUUUUGAUCUGUUUAUAACCUUUUUAUUUCCAGUUACAGUCAUCAUAGUUCUGUAUAUGAGAGUAUUUGUGGUGGCUGUGACUCAGGCUCGUGCCAUGUACUCUCACAAUAGAAGUGUCACCCUUCAGCUUUCAGUGCAACAACAAACAAAGAAAUCAGAGCUAAAAGCAGCCAGAACACUGGGUGUUCUUGUUGUUGCAUAUCUGAUGUGUUUCUGUCCAUAUUACUGCUGCUUUUAUUUUAUAGAUAGUUUUACAACUACAACAUUUGUUUCAUUCUUGUUCCUUCUCAUGUUUCUUAACUCCUGUCUAAACCCUCUGAUCUAUGCCAUGUUUUAUCCCUGGUUCAGAAAAGCUGUUAAACAUAUUGUAACUUUACAGAUCCUGAAGCCUGGCUCCUGUGAGGCCAACAUACUGUAGAUACUGUGGACUGAGGGACGUACAACCUCCUGAACAGUUUACAAUUCUAAAAUCUAAAGUCCAGUGAAGGAGAAAAUAGUUUUCUUCAUUUCCCACAUUAUCAACAUAAAUGUAUGUAGAGAGCAGGGCCGGUCCUAGGCUGGCAUAUUUGAGGGGGCAGACAGAAUUGUGACGGUGGAAGAUUGUGUUGAUGGAAGAGGAAAAGGUGUGCUGGUGGUGGAGGUAUUCCAGGAUCUUUUAGUCAUGUGAUUGGAUUGCAUUUUGUUACACUUUGAUCUUCCCAUUUUUUAAACCUGCAGAUAAAGGGGGUAAAAUUGUCAUACAAAAUAUGGAUGACUACAAAAAAGAAGCCUAUUGUCAACUGAAUGAUCCAUGUUUCUAUAAGAAACUAAGAUCCAAUCCCACUCAACAUGUCCAGCAAAAAAUCCUUGAAUACAUAC
Messenger RNA from Nothobranchius furzeri (turquoise killifish), 1568 nucleotides. Its product is annotated as trace amine-associated receptor 13c-like. Gene Ontology annotation, biological process: G protein-coupled receptor signaling pathway. Gene Ontology annotation, molecular function: trace-amine receptor activity. The record is from RefSeq and is a predicted model, not a curated record. NCBI's taxonomy places the organism in Eukaryota, Metazoa, Chordata, Actinopteri, Cyprinodontiformes, Nothobranchiidae. Gene Ontology annotation, cellular component: membrane.